Orussus abietinus is the source of this 3185-nucleotide messenger RNA. Its product is annotated as aquaporin. NCBI's taxonomy places the organism in Eukaryota, Metazoa, Arthropoda, Insecta, Hymenoptera, Orussidae. Gene Ontology annotation, cellular component: plasma membrane. Gene Ontology annotation, biological process: transmembrane transport. The record is from RefSeq and is a predicted model, not a curated record. The transcript is spliced from 5 exons. Gene Ontology annotation, molecular function: water channel activity. The coding region runs from base 700 to 1491 and encodes 263 amino acids.
UCCAGAAUCCCUAAAAGGUACAGACUACCGUAGUUCGUGUCAAUUCGAUACGUUCUUUCCUUCGCGCCGUUUAUUUCUAUUGUUUAUAUCAGCUGCAUUCAUUUUCUGGUGAGGUCCUCGAAUUUGAAGAAUCUCCUAAUUCCUUCGUCUUGUAUUAUCGACUUCCACGUUGAGUUUCAUUUUCGGCGUGUCCAUUUACAGUAAAUCAGAGUAACUUCUAAGUCAAGUGAAAAACAUUAUUAAACCAUUGUGGUCUUGAAAUUGGACCAAGGACCAUUGGACUCCAUCUUCGAUGCGUUCACAUUUCGCGUUUGGAUAUAUAAAAAAAUCAUUGUAAAAUCGUAAUGACUUUGACAUUAGGUGUGAUUUCGUACGGCUCUAUGUUUUAAAUCUUCUUUAAUUGUUAAACAUUUAUUGUAACUAUUCUGGUGACGGGGUGGAGAGGAAAUCUUGGAUACACAGUGGAUGCUGCCGGAUGCCUAUAUCAGAAUGGCGUCUUCUAUAGUUUAGCCCAGUCGUCAAGAAACCCUGAGAGGUACAGACUGCCGCAGUUCGUCGCGCUACCUUGGGUUGACUGGUUUCUGACUUCCGUUGUCCGCUUCCAAAUAUUCAUAUCGAUUUUGUAAUAAUCCUAUCGAGAUCCCCGAUAUUCAAGUAUCUCCCAGGAAACUCGCAACCCUUGCAUUACCGGCUUUUAGGAUGGUGAAUCUGAGGACGGCGCUGGGAGCGCACGAGCUCACCGAUAAAAAGUCCGGCCUGUACAGAGCGUUGGUGGCGGAAUUCCUGGGCACGUUGCUGCUCAACUUCUUCGGAUGUGGAUCCGUGAUCACAGGAAAUGUCGUUGCCAUUGCUUUGGCUUUCGGCCUGGCCGUGGCAGGGGCCGUGCAAGGAAUCGGCCACGUGUCCGGCGGACAUAUCAAUCCAGCUGUGACAUUUGGCUUGGCAGUGAUCGGCAAGGUGCCGAUCGUUAGGGCGCUCCUCUACGUAUUGGCCCAAUGCGUGGGAGCGAUAGCCGGAUCAGCUGUUCUUCGAGCACUCUCCGCGGAGAGUUCCGAAGGUGCCUUAGGCGUGGUAUCGCUCGCCGAAGGUAUCACACCUGUUAAGGGGCUCGGUGUGGAAUUCUUCCUUGCUCUGAUCCUUGUCCUCGUGGUCUGUGGAGCCUGCGAUGCCGGGAAGCCAGACAGCAAGGGGAUCGCACCGCUAAUCAUCGGACUUGCCGUCACAGUCGGACAUAUUGUCGGGGUACCAAGGACCGGCGCCGGGAUGAAUCCUGCUCGGUCUUUGGGCAGUGCCGUGGUCAUGGGGAUCUUCGAUGACCAUUGGUUGUACUGGGUGGGCCCCAUUCUCGGCGGAAUCGCAGGUGGACUGAUCUACCUUCACGCCCUGGGACCUGCCAAGGAGCCGGAAAUGCCGAAGAGUUACUCCACGGUCGCUACGGAAGAAAAAGAGCUCCAGCGGCUUACCAGCAGGAAGGGCAACCAGCCCGCUUGACGCUGACGCUUUAAUAUCCGGUUAACCGACCCGAGCGCUCACGGGAAAUAACCAGCAUGGCGCCUAGCGCAAAACCCCGCGGCUGCGUCUACUUGCAUCGCCCUCCACUGUGCUUUUUGACUGCCAGUUUGCCGUCGCUUUGGCAACCUCAUCCUCGAUCGACUCGCCGAAAUCCCCGGGCUACGUCGCAGGCGACCCAUCGAAUGCGAGAUUUCGACUGGUUCGCGUUAACACAUUUGCGAUCGCUGACGUGAAUUCACGUCUUUCCAAGUUCUAUUCCUGGUUGCCGCUCACGUGAAUCACGUCCAUAACGUUACACGAUACAAGUUUGCGGCAACCAGAAUUUCAUUAUUUUCCCCGGUAAUCAGUAUUUGAAGCGGAAAAAAUUUUCCGCUCGCGAAUAGAUGAAAAACGUAACGCUACACGCGGGUGUCUAAACCAGGUUUAAGCGUGUCGAAUAUUUAUCUCGUAUUCCGGAGAGAAUAGAUCGCCCAGCAUUCUGUACCCUACAUCCGAGAACACUCCUUCACCCUGGGGUCAUACGCGCGUUUUGUUGACCUCCAUAUUACGAUUAUUUUCUCAUUUCUCAGCCGAAAAGGGUAGCACAUCACUUUGUACUUUUUGUCGAUCAUUUUUUCAAGUUAUCUUAUGGCAGUUUUCUGUGAUACACGUGCAAACUUCAAUUCAUGCUGAGUUUAUCUUUUUCUUUUUUUUUUUCAUUGGUUUUAUCUGUAUAAUCUGUAAGGCAUCUUAUACAUAGUAUGAGACAAUGUGGUGUUAAACAUCGCGUUUCAAAUCUGCGCGCGUUGCCGCACAAUAGGUCGUAAUGUAUUUUUACAAUGAACAUUACGUCAUUUUUUAUGCUCGCGUGGCCCCAGCCUUAAUCCGCUAGUCGAUUCGGUAAUCGAUGGGGCAGAAAUUGUGCAUUUUGGUAAUUAUCGGAUGGCUUGGAGCGUAGAAAGGGUCGAAUGCUUCGCGGUUCGGCGAAGGGUAUUCUUCGGGCGCCAUCUUGCAAUUCUGAGAAACUAGAGAAAUAAAAAUGAAGAGCCGCUUUACGCGAUGAAAGGAACAUUUUUCUGGCGAUACUAAGAGCAAACGAGUUUUAGUAUUUCUACGAAAUUAUCAAGCGAGCCUUGAUUUUUUCGGUUUUAAGGUUGAUUAAAGAAUCUUUUAUUUAUGAAAUCGUUGAUUCAGGACGCUUCUCGUUGGAGUCCGUUGUAUGUAGUAUCUUAUCUCGAGGAUACUUUUUGUAGUAUACAUGUCCACUUCAUGCACGGAAUAUUAUGAAGUAUUCAAAAGCUCAAUUUAUAGCCGACUUAAAAGUGUCGCUAUUUAAUUGGAAUACGAACGAUUAAUGGCGCAACACCUUUGAUUUGGAAAGUUUAUCCAAGGAAUGUCGACAGGUUUCUCAAUGAUCGAAUUGACGAAAAUAUGCGAGAUUCAAGGAUAGUUUUCUUCCUUAACAAUGGAAGGCUCAAAAAAUCGAUCUUUUGAAUACAUGCAUACGUAACAUCACUACUAGUUACUCCAUUUCUAUCAACUAAUCUAAUUAAUCUUUUAUAAGCAACGAUUUCAUGACGAUCAUGUACAUUAUUAUACAUACAUAUAUGCAAUAUUUUAAUAAGUUAUAAUGGAAUUGUAUUCUGAAUAAGUAUAAUAAACGAUACGGAAUAACGUAUCUUACAUUUUUCAAA